This is a messenger RNA of Cuscuta epithymum, 1689 nucleotides long. NCBI's taxonomy places the organism in Eukaryota, Viridiplantae, Streptophyta, Magnoliopsida, Solanales, Convolvulaceae. The record is from the annotation of a GenBank genome assembly.
AAAAAAACCAAUUCUAUUCUAGACAAAUAAUGAAAAAGAGAAAGAGGUAGACAAAACAAUGGAAGAGUAUCUUUUACGUAUUUUUCUUCACGUCUCUUCCUCAUUGUUUCUCCUUGAGCAUUGGAGAGGCCAUUAUGCCCAAAGGGAAGAAGCGCACACCACCUCUGCCAAUACGUGCGCUUCUUCUCCUUCCAUCGAAUUCAUGCAUCUAUCCAUUCUUAAUCAAUCUUUUAAUUAACACCGUUUGAAAUAUUUAUUUGAUUAAUUAAUUAAUUCUCGGGUGAUCAUAGCUGGCUCGGAGAAGCUUGAUCGAUAAUGAGGCUGUGGAAAUUGGCUUUUGGUGCGCUCAAAGAUCAAAACAGCAUAUUAUUAGCUAGUCUUGCAAGAAGAACCGCCCUCCGACGCCCUGAAAUUGAAGCCGCCGUCAUCAAAGCAACCACGCACGACGAAUACCCUAUCGAACAAUUGUAUGUCGAUAGGGUAUGCGACUGGAUCCGUCUAUCUCCCGUCGCGCAUCUCCGAAUCGUCGUGUGGGCGAUCGCGACCCGAUUGGAAAAGACGCGGAGUUGGGUUGUCGCCCUCAAGGGGCUUAUGCUCAUGCACCGUAUCCUCCGCUUGCACGUUUCCUCCGCUGAUGGAACCGGUCGGUUCCCGUUUGACCUCUCUGGGUUCACGGACGGGCAUUCCAGUCCCGAGAGAAUGUGGGCCCAAAAUGCGUUCAUCCGCUCCUAUUUUGCAUUCCUGGACCAGAAAUCCUCAACGGACAAGGAUGCCCGUCCGUGUGGGGCACGUGGUGCACAUGGCGGGUUGAUCAGGGCUUCGGAGUCCAAUUAUUCUCCGAGCCCAGUAUCAACCGCCAGUAGCAGCCGUGAAACAACUUCGAAAAAAACCCACCUAAGCCUCCAUCUCUCCUCUUUCUCAAUCUCCGAAGACCUCGCUGCUCUUGAGAGUCAGCAAAGGUUGCUCGACGCUUUGCUGCAAGUAAUGCCGCUUUCGUCUGAGCUAGCGGCGUUACCGCUCGUCGUAACGGCCAUGGAAAUGGUUGUUUUCGAGGUCUAUGACGUUUACCGUCGGAUAUGCAGCGGAGUGGGGAAGGUUUUGUUGCGGAUAUACACGGCAGAGAAGGCGGAGGCUAUGGUGGCGCUACGGGUGGUGAAGAGAGCCACCCUCCAGGACGGAGAUCUAGUCGCAUUCUUCGAGCACUGCACCGGACUCGGGUUGAUCCACAACCUCCAAUGCCCAAAAGUGAAUGAAAUCCCAGAGGGCGACAUCCAGGAGCUGGAGGAUAUCAUCAAUGGAACAGCUUCUUCUAACUUUUCCCCAUCUUCCAAUUCCAGCCAAAACAAUAGUAAUACUCGAAGGUUGGCGAUCAUGGAGGCUAGUCAAGGACAACGGCGGGAAGAAAGAGAGGAGCCGGCGGUGGAGGCGAAAGGCGGAUUGCAAACAGUAAUUAUCACUGAUCGUUGGGAGACAUUUGAUGAUAAGCCUAUUUUAGAACCUACUCCGCCGUCCAUCACCACCGCACACGGUUGCGCUAACAGUAACUUUUGUGACAAGCAAGAACUGCCGGAUCUCAUAAGUUUCUAAGGAAAUCUCAGUUUAGAUAUGUUGUUUACGUUCAUAUACCAAACUCUAUAAUACGAGUGCAUGUAAUUAAAAGUAGGGUGAGUUUUUGUACAUUAAAUACGG